Molecule: messenger RNA, 1212 nt
Organism: Fomitopsis serialis
Lineage: Eukaryota; Fungi; Basidiomycota; Agaricomycetes; Polyporales; Fomitopsidaceae
Product: agmatinase
Exons: 16
Coding region: 1-1212 (403 amino acids)
Molecular function (GO): metal ion binding; agmatinase activity
Source: RefSeq, a predicted model, not a curated record
AUGCACUCCCCCCUCUGUCUGAUCCCAUGGUAUCUGCAGAUAACUCUUGCCGCAGGGCUAUUAGCUGCUCUCACGCUGGCAGAGCAAGUCACAUUCAAUAGCACUAGUGCGAAUGUUCCAGCCGAUAAUAGCACGUACGCGUCCAUCUUAGGGUCAUUCACCUCUGUGGCUUCUCCGAAGGCGUGGGCGCAGCAAGACUGGAACGGCCUCACAACCUUCGCCGGCGCAACGCCGCUGAGGUGUUUUGGCGCAGAUGUGGACGUUCCCUACGACGUCGCUGUUUUAGGUGCCCCGUUCGAUACAGCCACCACAUAUCGUUCAGGGGCUCGGUUCGGAACCAAUGGCAUACGUCAAGGCUCCAGACGCCUGGGAAUCUCUAGGAUCAACGUCCCUAUGAAGACUCGUGUGAGCGACUACUUGGACGUCGUAGACUGUGGGGAUGUCCCCAUGGUAUACAUUGACAACAAAGUUGCGCUGCGGCAGUUGGAGGCAGCCUCGUCUGCGUUGCUGUCUCGAAAGAGCCUCCGAUCCUAUGACGGCACGAGCAUCGCAAAAGACGGCGCGUUUCACCCUCGAAUAUUGACUUUGGGUGGAGAUCAUACAAUCACACUAUCAAUGCUGCGUGGGAUUGGGAAGGUAUACGGCCCUGUCAGCGUAGUCCACUUCGAUAGUCACAUAGAUACUUGGAAGCCGAGCCGAGCACCGGAUGGUCCUUGGCUGCCAGAUGAAGAAAUCCCUGUCACGCAUGACAACUACUUCUGGCACGCACAUGAAGAAGGCCUCCUUGCUGCUAACCACUCCAACAUCCACGUUGGAAUACACGGUGCGCUCGACAGCUGGCAAGACUACGAAGAUGACUACGAGGCCGGAUUCGUCAUAAUCCAGGUCGACGAGAUCGAAGACAUCGGAUAUAAAGGCAUCGUGAAGAAAAUUAGAGACGCUGUCGGCGAUAACCCAGUAUACAUCUCUUUUGACAUAGACGUCAUAGACCUUGGCAUGGCGCCUGCGACCGGAACACCUGAGAUAGGAGGAUUCACAACACGAGAGAUUAGAAAGAUCCUACAGGGCCUAGACGGACUGAAGAUCGUCGGUGCCGACAUCGUCGAAGUCGCGCCAGGCUAUGAUACCCAAGCCGAGAUUACACAAAUCGCCGCAGGAAACAUAGGCUGGGACAUUCUCGCUCUCAUGGCGAAGACGCCCUUAGUCGCCUGA